UCUUUACCUGUACAGUAGCUGUAAGUAAGUUAAAAAAAUCUGCCUUCUUUUAACAUCUCCCACUACAUGUAAAUUCACAUGAUCAAAUAGGUGAAAAGAAUGUUUUAUUAUCACGAAUAAAUGAAUGGAGUAUACGAGAGUUUUUUACUGUGGUAAACACGUUUUGAAUGAACUUAGUAAACAUUUAUUGAAAAAAAAUGUAGACAUGCUUAUUCAGACAAAUACAACAAAUAAAGAACAUGGGCGACAGGAUUUGAACGAGUUAUCAUAAAACGAUCCAAAAAGAUUUCGGAUGGAAAAUGUCUUGAUCAUACUUUAACAGAAUCAUGGUUUGCUGAAUUCAGUUUGGAAUUUGUUUUAAAUAAAGUGACAAUUAAAUUAAACCGGAACUACAAGUGAAACGUCUUCGUAACCUAGACAACUACUAAAAACAAUGCAACAAAAAUAUUAUUGUGCCUGAAUGUCUACAAUUCUAUGAAAAACAUUAAAAACUUUCGAACAAUUGCUAGGACGGUUUAAAGUAGUUGACCAUUCUUAAUUUGGGGACCAUGCACUAUGACCGCUUUGUUAUAUUUUAAGUGUUGUUGUUUUUAUUGUUACUGUUUAAUGUUGUUAAUUGGAGCAGUAUUCGCCCACGAUUGUGAACAUACGAAUACACAAGAUGAUGACCAAGUGAAGCUCGAAUGUUUGGUGGAAUCUUUGUUCGACCCAACAAAGUACAGCCCACUUGUUAGACCCGUACACAACAUCAAUGAAUCAUUAACAGUUGACUUUAGUAUACAACUUAGUCAAAUUAUCACAUUGGAUGAGAAAAAUCAAGUCAUGAAAACAAAUGUUUGGCUACAGCUGUAUUGGAAGGACUAUCAACUAGUAUGGCAGGAUAGAGAAGGUUAUGAAGCGUACCAGCAGAUUGAAGUUGUCAGAAUGAGACCAGACCUCGUAUGGAGACCAGAUGUCGUCUUAUUUAACAAUGCAGACGGGAAUUAUGAAGUAUCUUAUAUGUCAAAUUGCCUUGUAUAUAGAGGAGGAGAUGUUAACUGGAUCCCACCCGCAAUCUAUAAAAGCUCCUGCAAAAUUGACGUCCAGUUCUUCCCCUUUGAUGAGCAAUUAUGUGAUAUGAAAUUUGGCUCAUGGACAUUUCUUGAUUAUCAACUCAACUUUUCAUUUUACAUGAAUGUAUCGCAUUUUGAUGUUAGCGAUUAUCUUACAAAUGGUGCUUGGGAUAUCGUUGAAGGAGACGCUGAAUUGACAAAGACUGCAACUGAGAAAACUGGGGAAUUUAAAGCUAUGGUGAUAUUUCGACUUCGUCUAAGGCGUAAAACGCUGUUCUACACAGUUAAUCUAAUUAUUCCAUGUGUUUUAAUUUCAUUUGUGACAUUAUCUGUGUUUAUUUUACCGGCUGAUGCUGGCGAGAAAAUUACUUUAUGUAUAUCCAUUCUUCUUGCGUUGGUUGUGUUCCUGCUGCUGAUUUCAAAAAUUCUCCCACCAUCAUUAACUGUUCCAUUGAUAUCUCAAUAUUUAAUGUUUACAUUUAUAAUGAAUAUUUUAGCUAUCGUGAGUACUGUUAUUGUUAUAAAUAGAAAUUACAGAACACCGAGAACUCACCACAUGCCUUAUUGGGCUAGACUAGUGUUUCUUAAUGUUCUUCCUAAACUUAUGUUUAUGAAAAGACCAGAUCAUGACGAUAGAUGGAAUGAAUCUUCAGAUGAAAUCAGCGCAACAUCCCCAAAAAGAAAUGCCAGCAGGGAUCCAGAUUUAACUCGUAUAACAACCCAAAAUGUUGUACCACAAGGCCAAACUAUUGAGCAUUCUCAACCAGAAGAAGCUGGAUAUAUAGAAAAUUUGAUAGAAAGUCAUCAUGCUCAUUGUCAAUUAAAUGAAACAAGUCAGCAAGGAGAAAAUCUUGCUGGCACUACGGAAAUGUCUGUCAUCAACAAAGCCUUAAAACCGGUAUCACAGGAAAUAUACAAAGCAGCUGAAUCUGUCAAGUUCAUCCAUAAACAUCUCAAGAAAAGCGACGAAUACCAAACAGUGCUUGAUGAUUGGCGGUAUGUUGCCAGGGUGAUAGAUCGAUUACUACUUUCUAUAUUUUUUGCUGUCACGGCGUUUGGAUCGUUGGGUAUAUUCAUGAAAGCUCCUCAUAUUCUUCAAACAGUCGACCAAAAUGAAAUAUUAGCGGGAAUGAACGCUGCAUGGAAUGCGGCAAAGAAAGCAACUUAAAUAAUAUAAGUAUAAAACCUACACAUAAAAGCUACUGUGCACAUGUUUUUAAACAGUUGGUGAUUUACACUCCAUACACAAACUCAGCACAAGUUUCGUUUUUAAUAUUAUGGCAAGCCAAAUACAUAGACUUCUUUAAUGUCGUACAGGUGUAGUUACUUUCAUGACUUUUAUGUAACUUUACUUGUAAAAGAUGUAAGAUAAUUAUCUUUUCCAUAGAAUACAAUAACAAAUAAUUAACUAGUUAAGACUCUGAAUACAAUGUAAUUAACAGAAAUGUUUACCCAAACGUUUUUUUGUUUGUUAAAUAUUUGAAGAACAUUUUAAAUAGUGCAUACAUAUAGGUUGUGAAAAUGUACAGUAUAUGUUUGUAUGUUUAUUAAAUUUUAUUACUUUUUACUUUUACUAUUCAUAAAGAAUUUAGUAUCCUGCUAAACUCUUUUUAAUGUGUUUCACACAUGAUUAUCAAUAUUGUUACUGUAUACAUGUAAAUCUUUUAAGGAAUAAUCGCAUUAUUAAGAACCUACACUAUAAUUUGAAUUAAUAUUUGACUCUUUGAAAGAAAUAAGAAUUAUUUUAAUAUUUUUAUGAUAUUUAAAUUAUAUUCAUUCCCAAAUUUAUCAAAUACCUCAUUUUAUGUACUUUUUGUUAGCUUUUUCGUCUCAUUCUGCUUCAUCACAUACUUAAAAUGAUGUGUGAUUGCCUUUUUAAUGCAUAUUUUUUUAAACUAACUGCACUAUUGUUGAUUAAUUUUGUAAGCAUUUUUUCACGUUCCUUUAACGAAAUUUCAAACUUCAGUCAUUGUUUUUACUAACACGACAUUUUAAAAGUGAACACAUUUAUGUACAUAUUGUACAUGUAUGUUCAUCUUAAAAGUGUCAUGUACGGAAGAGUAAACUGGCCCCACUUAUAUAUUUUUUAUGCCUUAUUAUAAAAGAGAAAAAAAACUUUGUAUGAUACAGUUCUUUAAAACAUUUACAGGUUAUAUUAUAUAUAAAGUAGAUUUUUAGGAGUUUUACCAUAAAAUCACAAAUAUGCAUAGUUUCUUCGAUGAUAGUUUGCAAUUUAAGAGAACAGAAUGUUCUUCUUAACAUACAGUAGAUGUGCACUUUAGCCUCUAUCAUAUGAACCUCGUGAAAAAAGAUGUAUGGAAUCAUAAAUUGAAUUAGAUUCUCAUGGUAUAAUAAGAGUCGCUUCUAUUAUAAUAAUACGAAAUGGUCCUUUUCUCGUUUUGAUCUAAAAACAAUGUAAAUGAAAAUGACUGAUCUGCUAAAUCUACCUUUUGUUAUUA
Messenger RNA from Ruditapes philippinarum (Manila clam), 3511 nucleotides. Its product is annotated as acetylcholine receptor subunit beta-like 1. Bases 556 to 2220 code for a protein of 554 amino acids. NCBI's taxonomy places the organism in Eukaryota, Metazoa, Mollusca, Bivalvia, Venerida, Veneridae. Gene Ontology annotation, cellular component: synapse; postsynaptic membrane; neuron projection. Gene Ontology annotation, molecular function: transmembrane signaling receptor activity; acetylcholine-gated monoatomic cation-selective channel activity. Gene Ontology annotation, biological process: monoatomic ion transmembrane transport; regulation of membrane potential; signal transduction. The record is from RefSeq and is a predicted model, not a curated record. The transcript has 7 exons.